GGCAAUAUUUUUUAAAUUGUUUUGAAUUUUCGUAAACUUUGUUUUUAGUUCGAUUAUAAUGUAUGAAUUCUUAUUAUUUUAAAUAAAACAUGGAAAGCUCGUUUUUUGAAUAUCGCGAUUCUACAAAAGUAGAAGGCGAUUCUGAAACAGAAGUAAUAGACGAUAGUUUUGUCGGAGAUCAAUCUUUUAUUACAAAAAAGAAACUAGGUUUUAAGAAUCAGACGGUUUUCGUUCCAGAGUCUGACGAAUCGGAAUCCGAAGAUGUCAGUGAUGAAGAUAAUGUUCAGAAGUUCUCUUCAGUAUCGACAAACAAUGUUAGUGUUGCCGCCCCCACCGUUAUAUCGAGCAGUGAGGAUGAAACAAGAAGAGACAGCGUAAUGAGUUCCUCCGGCGCAUCUAGAAAAUGUGAAGAUACUUCUUCUGAUGAAGAAAUGUCUCCUGAAAUUGUGCCACGGCCUCGUCCCAACACAAAAUCAUCAAGAAGAUCUUCCGAAUCUUUUAUCGGUCGUAAAAAUAGGAAACGUAUAAUGAUUGUGGACUCUGACACUGACAACUCCAUUGUCAUCGAACAAAAUAAGAACAAAAAGCUCCCCUGUAUGCAGCAAACACCUCUUAAGUUAAACCGUGAAGUUUUAGCUAAUGCUAUAAGUGAUGAUGACAACACUGAUGUUAGUCAACUUAAUGAUACAAAUGAAAAGAAAGGUGUAGGUGAGAGUGACGAGGAAAAGGAUUGUCUAAAAGUGGACAAUGAUAAACCUCUUGGUGAUAAUAUUGACAAAGAAAUUAGUUUUAAGAAAAGAACCCAAACAAGUAAUAGUAAUGAUGAUGAUGGUGAUGAAGGAAUUACAAAAGAUUCUGUUUCUACGGGAGAAGAUAAGAGUGAAGAAAGUGAUGAUAACGAUGAUCAUCUGAUGGUGUCUCGCGCUACGCGGAUGAGUAUCAUGGGCUUCGUGCCCAAGGAGACGGCGAGCGACGAAUCUGACUAUAUACAAUCUGACGAUAAUUCUUCACGUCCGGGCUCCUCUAACAGCUUGGUAGAUCUACCCGACUUCAGCGCCUCACUUCGGAUAUCGCCUGAAAAAGCAAACGACGUUGCAGAAGUUAAAGAUACUUCUACAUUAACCUGUUCCCCAUUCACCAGUCCUUUGAAAGAUGUUACAAAUGAAUUUAACGAGUCAUUUCGAGACAAUUCGAAGAGGAAAAGUAAAAUCGAGAAUGAUAUAUGUGAUUUGACGCAUAACGAGGUAGAAGUGUACGACUUGACGGGCAGCAAACGCACUUUCCUAAGGAAUAAAGUACUGAACAGCAUAAAGAGUGACGGCAGCGGCUACAAGGAGAAUGUUAUCAACGAUGACGUCACCAUCAUCGACCGCGAGCCCGAGGUCAUCGCGCUCAGCAGCGAUGAUGAGGACCCGGUAAAGGAGGAGAAAAAAUCCCCCAAGGUGAAGAAAUCCCCGAGUAAGAGGAGCGAGAAGUCCGAAAGCAAGAGCGAGAAGGUGGGCGGCGACAUGCGGCAGUACCUGCUGCCCCCCAGCUACCCCAACCAGGUGGUGUACGUGCAGAAGCACGUGCGCGAGAACGAGCUGCAGAAGCUGGCCGGCCUGCAGGAGGACCUGCACAACGUCCGAGUCGGUGCUCGCUAUUCCAUUGAAAUUCUUCCGCCUUUUUCGGCGACCAUACUGGCUUAG
Messenger RNA from Papilio polytes (common Mormon), 1688 nucleotides. RefSeq names its product acidic repeat-containing protein-like (gene lds). The coding region runs from base 90 to 1688 and encodes 532 amino acids. The record is from RefSeq and is a predicted model, not a curated record. The transcript has 7 exons. NCBI's taxonomy places the organism in Eukaryota, Metazoa, Arthropoda, Insecta, Lepidoptera, Papilionidae.